Messenger RNA from Centropristis striata (black sea bass), 3201 nucleotides. It is a transcript of the gene crmp1, whose product is annotated as collapsin response mediator protein 1. The record is from RefSeq and is a predicted model, not a curated record. Lineage: Eukaryota; Metazoa; Chordata; Actinopteri; Perciformes; Serranidae. The coding region runs from base 28 to 2058 and encodes 676 amino acids. Gene Ontology annotation, cellular component: cytosol; cytoplasm. Gene Ontology annotation, molecular function: hydrolase activity, acting on carbon-nitrogen (but not peptide) bonds, in cyclic amides. The transcript is spliced from 14 exons.
GAGUCUCCGUCUGCCGUGGAAGCCACAAUGUCUGACUGCAGAAGGCAGUGGAACCGGGAGGAUGAGCUGCCCGUCUACCUGGCUGGGCCCAUCACAACCGGGCCGAACCAGAGGAAAACUUACGGCAUGUUCAGCUCCGUGGAGGGGGCGUAUGAAAGCAAGACUAUAGAUUUCGAUAACUACGCGGUGGGCAGGAAAGGGAGCCGCACCCCGAGGAGCGGGAGCCGGGAGAGGGUCUUGGAUGCCGGUGACCCCUUUGGGAAGACGUCCAGCGAGGCCCGCGAGGGGUCACUGACCACCACGCCCGGAGAGACAGACGAUGUACACCCAGGUGUUGUGGUCAGAAAUGCAUCGGAAAAUGAAAGUCCAAAUGGGGAGAGUGAAAGGCUGUUGAUCAAAGGGGGGCGGGUGGUCAAUGAUGACCAGUCUCUCUAUGCAGAUGUCUACAUUGAGGAUGGACUCAUCAAGCAGGUGGGCGAGAAUCUGGUCGUACCGGGGGGAGUCAAGGUGAUCGAGGCCAAUGGCCGAAUGGUAAUACCAGGAGGUAUUGAUGUCAACACCUGCCUGAUGAAGUCUCACAUGGGGACACAGCCAGCUGAUGAUUUCCUCCAGGGCACCAAGGCUGCACUCGCCGGGGGCACCACCAUGAUCAUUGACCAUGUGACCCCCGAGCCUGGGCAGAGUCUGCUGGAAGCAUUUGAGUGCUGGCAGGAGUCUGCAGACAAGAAGGCAUGCUGCGAUUACUCGCUGCACGUAGACAUCCCCCAGUGGAACGAGUAUGUUAAAGAUGAGCUGGAGCUGCUGGUGCAAGAGAAAGGUAUCAACUCCUUCCAAGUGUACAUGGCUUAUAAGGACAUGUAUCAGAUGUCAGACUCUCAGCUGUAUGAGGCUCUCUCUUUCCUAAAGCAGCUGGGGGCUGUUGCAUUAGUUCAUGCUGAAAAUGGAGACCUGAUUGUUCAGGAACAGGGAAAAAUCCUCGGAAUGGGAAUCACUGGACCUGAAGGCCAUCCUCUGAGUCGCCCUGAAGAGCUGGAGGCUGAGGCGGUGUUCCGUGCCAUUACUCUUGGUAAUCGUGUGAACUGUCCCAUCUACAUCACCAAGGUGAUGAGCAAAAGUGCCGCCGACACUAUCGCCCAGGCCCGUAGGAAAGGUUCUGUGGUUUUUGGGGAGCCAAUUACAGCUAGCCUGGUCACUGAUGGCUCUCACUACUGGAGCAAAAACUGGGCCAAAGCAGCUGCUUACGUGACCUCUCCACCAUUGAGUCCGGACCCCACCACCCCAGACCACCUUAACACACUGCUGGCUAGUGGGGACCUGCAGGUGGUGGGCAGUGCUCACUGCGCGUACAGCACGUCCCAGAAAGCAAUCGGUAGAGAUGACUUCACCCUGAUCCCAGAGGGAACCAACGGAGUGGAGGAGAGAAUGGGUUUCGUCUGGGACAAGGCCGUGGCCAUGGGGAAAAUGGAUGAAAACCACUUUGUGGCAGUCACGUCUACCAAUGCUGCUAAAAUCUUCAAUCUGUACCCACGCAAAGGCCGGAUAGCAGUGGGCUCUGACGCUGACAUUGUGAUCUGGGACCCUGACAGCGUGAAAACCAUCAGUGCUAAACUCCAGCAGUCGUCUUCAGAAUACAACAUCUUUGAGGGCCUAGAGUGCCGUGGGGCUCCAGCGCUGGUGUUGAGUCAAGGUCGGUUGGUUUAUGAGGAAGGCAACCUGCAGGCCCAGCAGGGCACCGGUCGAUUUAUUCCUCGCAAGCACUUCCCAGACUACGCUUACCAGCGCAUUAAAUUCAGGAACCAGGUGAAGAAAGAGCAGGGCGUUACUCGUGGGUUGUAUGACGGCCCUGUGUAUGAUGUCAUUCCUACCCCCAGAUAUAUUACUCCUUCUCCAUCAGCCAAAACUUCACCCACCUCUCACCAACCACCACCAAUUCGCAAUCUUCACCAGUCCAACUUCAGCCUAUCAGGAUCGCAGAUUGAUGACAACAUCCCCCGUCGGUCUGGUCACCGUAUUGUAGCACCCCCCGGUGGUCGCUCCAACAUCACCAGCCUUGGUUGAACAUUUGACUGUGCACAAAGUGUGGCUGUUGUGGUGUUUCACCUCCCGAGUGUGUGUGUGUGUGCGUGUGUGUGUAUGACUGUGAGUGUUAGCACACUGGCAUGAAUGAAUACCUUUCUAUUUCGUGGGAAAAACAGUGGCACGCUAUUUUUAGACAAUUAUGAUUUUCAUCCGUUUGCCUUGAUUCUGCGGCCACAGAGAUGAAGCACAUUGAUACUUCCAAUAAAAGAAGAGUGUAAUUUACAAUCAACCAAGUCAUGAUAAAAUAUAUGAAAACACACAGGCUCACGAUAGGAGCACUCACACACACACACACACACACACACGCACACAGAUCCAGUGUCGCACCCACAUGUGAACCCAGUGUUAUGUCAUAUCGUUGCUAUCUCCUUUCCCGAGAGCAUGACUUCCUCCUUAUUCUUCCUCACAUCUCACGUCUUACUGUGUGGGUCUGCUCAGACAUGGUGCUCCUUUCCACCCAUCUGGUGGACAGCUGAAGAAACAACAGAUUUCUCCUGCAACUGUUUCUUAAAAAUCAUGGCAAUAUUUGUUUCAAUGUGGCUCAGUGGAUCAGUUAUACAUAUUGCAUGGACAAGUCUUUAAAUGUUGCACUACUUGUGGUUUAUUGUUACAAUGGAGGAAAUUUUACUCAAGGCACAUUUGUAUUUAGCAGCACAGACAUAUUCUUCUACUGGUAAAUGUAUGCUUUGAACGCAUAAUGACAUUCACUGUUAAAGAGCCAGCUAUUACUCGGUUCAAAACACAUUCAUUAAUUUGAACGUUACUGUGAACUUCUAUAAAAGCAAUGCAACUUCCUCUCCACUAUCUAUAUGCAAAUGUGUCAAUACUCUCCUAUAAAGUGUGAAAGUAGAUGAGCAGCUGAAACAAAUAAAAAAACAUCUGUGCACUGCAAAAUGACUUUCUAGAUGGCUGUACCUGCAUAAUAGAGUUCCACUGUAAAGACUUUAUGAUGUGUGUGAUAGUUUCCUGCCAAUCACUCAUGCCAGAAAUAGAUCUUUGUUGUAAUGACAUGCUCUACUCACUGCUGUAAAAGGGCUUCAGCUCCCACCCCUCGCUCUUUGAAACUUUGCUGAGAAUCUUUUUAAGCUGUUUAUAAUUUUACUUGAUUAAUUCUGGAUGUUU